UGCCAGGUCCCGCUGCCCUGCGAGAGCUCCGCAGAGCGCUGCCCGAUCCCUCCCGCGGCCCCGCAGAGCCCCCGGCUCCCCCUGUCACCCGCCUGCAUGAGGACCCAGCAGUGCCCCAGCGAGUCCAGCGGGGCACACAGUGCCGAGAACUGCAGCAGCAGUGGCAGCUCCGGGCUCUCGCCGGGCUCGGAUUCAGACAGCAGCGGGGUGGUGUGUGGUGGUGGUGGCAUGAGAGGCGUCCUGUCCAGGUACUGGAGCUUGGAGAGUCUGCACUCUGCCACAGUGAUCACUGAUGGAGGCCUGGACAAGACAGCCCUGACGGACGAUGUGGGGAGCGAGGAGGAUCUGUACGAGGAGUUCCGCAGCUCCAACCACCGCUACGGCCACCCCGGGGGCGGCGGCGAGCAGCUGGCCAUCAACGAGCUCAUCAGCGAUGGCAGCGUGGUGUACGCAGAGGCCCUCUGGGACCACGUCACCAUGGAUGACCAGGAGCUGGGAUUCAAGGCCGGCGAUGUCAUCGAAGUAAUGGAUGCCACCAACAAGGAAUGGUGGUGGGGGAGGAUUCUGGACAGUGAAGGCUGGUUUCCAGCCAGCUUUGUUCGGCUGCGGGUGAACCAGGAUGAGCCCAUGGAAGAUUAUCCCCUGAAGGUGGAGGGGGGCAAAGAGGACGACUCCCGGCGCUUUGGGAUGGGCCAGACCACCAAAGACCAAAUGAGGACCAACGUCAUCAACGAGAUCAUAAGCACAGAGAGAGACUACAUCAAGCACCUGAAGGACAUUUGUGAGGGUUACAUUAAGCAGUGCCGCAAGAGAGCCGACAUGUUUACAGAAGAACAGCUGAAGACAAUCUUUGGGAAUAUUGAGGACAUCUACAGGUGCCAGAAGAAAUUUGUUAAAGCACUAGAGAAGAAAUUUAACAAAGACCACCCACAUUUGAGUGAGGUUGGCUCAUGCUUCUUGGAAUAUCAAACAGAGUUUCAGAUCUACUCCGAGUACUGCAACAACCACCCCAACGCGUGCCUGGAGCUCUCGCGCCUCACCAAGGUGAACAAGUACGUUUACUUCUUCGAGGCCUGCCGCCUGCUGCAGAAGAUGAUUGACAUCUCCCUGGACGGCUUCCUGCUCACCCCCGUGCAGAAGAUCUGCAAAUACCCCCUGCAGCUGGCCGAGCUGCUCAAGUACACCAACCCCCAGCACAGGGAUUUCAAGGAUGUGGAGGCUGCCCUGAAUGCCAUGAAGAACGUGGCUCGGCUCAUCAACGAGAGGAAGCGGCGGCUGGAAAACAUCGACAAGAUCGCUCAGUGGCAGAGCUCCAUAGAGGACUGGGAGGGAGAAGAUGUCCUAGUCAGAAGCUCAGAACUCAUCUAUUCUGGGGAAUUAGCCAAAAUCUCCCACCCUCAAGCCAAGAGCCAACAGAGGAUGUUCUUCCUCUUCGAUCACCAGCUUGUCUGCUGCAAGAAGGACCUUCUGCGCAGGGACAUCUUGUACUACAAGAGUCGGAUCAACAUGGAUGACAUGGAAAUACUGGAUGUAGAAGAUGGCAAAGACAAGGACUUCAAUAUCAGUGUGAAAAAUGCAUUUAAGCUGCACUGCAGAGACACUGAGGAAGUCCAUUUAUUCUGUGCAAAAAAGCCUGAGCAGAAACAGCGCUGGCUGAAGGCAUUUGAGAAUGAAAGGAGGCAGGUGCAGCUCGACCAGGAGACAGGGUUUUCCAUCACGGAGGUGCAGAAAAAGCAGGCAAUGCUGAAUGCCAGCAAGCAGCACCAUGCUGGGAAGCCCAAGGCUGUCACCAGGCCCUACUAUGACUUCCUGAUGCGGCAGAAGCACCCCACCCUGCCCACCACGCUCCCUCAGCAGCAGGUCUUCAUGCUGGCAGAGCCCAAGCGCAAGCCCUCGAACUUCUGGCAGAACAUCAGCAGGCUGACGCCCUUCCGGAAAUAGGGGCAGCCCCUGUUUGUGCCUGAACCCCUUCUGAGAAAGCACUUUAUCCGUCACUCCUGGCAGGUGGAGCCCAGGUUCAUCCAGCCCUGUGUUUACAGAGGAUGGCACAGGUGCUCCUGCCUUCCCUAUUUAUUUUGCAGCCCGGCUGACCCGCUGGCUCCCAGGUGAGGCCGCGUGGGCGCUCGCACACCGCGGGCAGCGGUGCCACGGAGCCAGCCCCGCGCUGCCCAGCAGGCAGAGCUCCAGGAGCGUGCAGCAGGGAGCUGGACAGGCUGCAGCCCCAGAGAUUUACCUUGUCAGCUGUACUUGGACUCACUCCUUCCUGCUGUGCCCACCGCUGCUGGCUGGCAGCUGCCACAGGGGAGGGCAGCUGAUGGACCCGCUGGCCCCGUGGCCGCUGCCCUGCUCAGAACAACAGUUCAGAGUCCGUGAUGAGGAGGGAUGAACCCUUCUGCUCUGCCCAGCCCAUCCCUGCGUUUCUCAGAGCUGUGAUCCUCCUCCACGUGUCCAAACUAACUCAGCAGCCUCUGCAGGCACUCAGAGCACAGUGAGCCCUGCACUGUGACCUCCUCCCUCCCUUUAGUCCAGCAGCACCGGUGAAAGGUGUCCUACAUUAAACUGUGCCAACUGCAGCAUGAGUCAAGUCGAAGAAUCUCUCUAGUGGGUUUCAGUUACAUAAGUUAGAGAAAAAUGUGCCUAAUUAAUACCAUACGCAAUUCUUUAAAUUCUCGUCUCUCCAUCAUUCUGCCAUAUUUCCUGGCCAAUGAAAAUGCUCAUUGUUUGUAAUGUGUUUAUUUAUGGUAAAAAUCAGAACUGUGUAUUUUGUAAGUCUGUAAUUGUUCUUGUCAGAUGUUGUUAACUUGAUGCCUGUUUUGUCUGUUUAAUUUUUCUUUUCCUUUUUUUUUAAAGAAAGGUCAAUAUUUGUAAACCUAGCUCCCAGAAGUCAGAGUCUGCUGUUCAACUCUGCAACGUCAUUGUUAUGCAAACUCCCACAGACCCUCAAAUUCAAGGAGUGUUGCUGACACUUUUAAAAAUGGAAAACCACUUGAUAAAGGCCUAGAUUUGGCAUAAGGAGCCUCACUUUAAGUACCCAAGUUUCAAAUGGUGGCCAAAAAGAAUGAAUUUAAACCUUGGUUAGCAAAAAUAUUUGCCUUACCAUAGUGAGAGUUAGAAGCCAUACUGACUGAAUUCCCUAGAUUAGGAGACAUCCUGUGACAGUGGAAGGAAGACACUGGCUCAUUCCAGCUCAAGUGUGAGUGAACACUGCAGAGCUCAGAAAUCCAGUGUUUGUUGAUGCUGUAGCUGACCAAAGUCUGGUCAUCCAGGGAUAUCUGAAUUCAGUAGCAUGUACAAAUUCCUUCUUGCACUAUAUCUUCCCCCCAGACCAGGGGCAACAUUUAAUUUCAUAAAGAAACUUGUAAAAG
This is a messenger RNA of Onychostruthus taczanowskii (white-rumped snowfinch), 3365 nucleotides long. It is a transcript of the gene ARHGEF4, whose product is annotated as Rho guanine nucleotide exchange factor 4. The record is from RefSeq and is a predicted model, not a curated record. The transcript is spliced from 11 exons. Gene Ontology annotation, molecular function: guanyl-nucleotide exchange factor activity; protein binding. Gene Ontology annotation, biological process: intracellular signal transduction. Lineage: Eukaryota; Metazoa; Chordata; Aves; Passeriformes; Passeridae. The coding region runs from base 97 to 1941 and encodes 614 amino acids.